AUGACCAAGAUGAACGGUACCAACAUCCCAAACAUGACGGAGCAAGAAAAUCUAUCGGUAGAUGAGAUUUUUAACGAAAAUCUAAUUGUUAAACGAAAGAAAACAAAUUUUGAAGAUAACAUAUCUAUUGAGAGUGUUAUUAAUAAUACUUAUGAACCUACAAAUAUAAAAUUUAAUAACAAUAACGAUUUAAAGUUAGCAGAUAAAACAAUUGAAAUUAAUGAUAAAAGGAAGACCGCUAAAAUAAAUAGUAAUGAAAACAAUUUAACCAAUAAUAGAAUUUCUAUGGAAACUCACAAUGACUUAACUAAAACUAUAAGAUUAGAGUUAAGACAUGCAAACAAAUGUACGAUUGAAUACAAAACAAAUAAUAGAGAACUCAAUGAUAAAAAUGCAAGAAAUGAAAUGAGUACAGUACUCGGUCUGGAAAACGGAGAGCUUCAUGAAUAUUCUUUAAAACAUAAUAAUGAUUUAAGAUUGGAAGCCGAUGAUAAGAAUAUAAAUAAUGAUGUGCAAGUUCAAAGCGACAGUAGUGAAUUUGUUAAUGGAAACAACACACACGACGAUAAAUCGGGUUUACGGGGCAGUGUUGCUUAUGCAAUGGUUUUCCUUUAUGACUCGUCUCGCAAUCUCAAAAAUGCAUACGGGCGAUGCAUCAAUGGACAAAAACCAACGAAGACAGGUGAUGUAACCGCACGCGACUCGCCAUUUUGA
Messenger RNA from Parnassius apollo (apollo), 714 nucleotides. NCBI's taxonomy places the organism in Eukaryota, Metazoa, Arthropoda, Insecta, Lepidoptera, Papilionidae. The record is from the annotation of a GenBank genome assembly.